GUCCUUUGUUUGCCUCUCUGCCUCCUCCUCCUCCUCCUUCUGCUUCUUCUUCAAUCAGAUGCAAAAUAUUCUUGCUUCAAUAUUUGUUUGACUAGAGAGAAAAGGAGAGAAGAGAAAGGAGCGGGAUCAAGAGAGAGAUAAAGUGAAAGAAAAAGGAAAAUGAGAGAGGUGAUAAGUAUACACAUAGGACAAGCAGGAAUUCAGGUUGGGAAUUCUUGCUGGGAACUUUACUGCCUUGAACAUGGAAUUCAACCUGAUGGAUUGAUGUCUAGUGACACCUCGAUAGGUUCUGAACAUGAUUCCUUCAAUACCUUCUUCAGCGAGACUGGCUCUGGAAAGCAUGUCCCAAGAGCUAUAUUCGUUGAUCUAGAGCCCACAGUCAUUGAUGAAGUUAGAACUGGAACAUACAGGCAACUUUUUCACCCUGAGCAACUUAUUUCUGGCAAGGAAGAUGCUGCUAAUAACUUUGCCAGAGGACACUAUACAGUGGGGAGGGAAAUUGUUGAUCUAUGCCUUGACCGUGUGAGAAAGCUGGCAGACAAUUGCACUGGUUUGCAAGGAUUUUUGGUAUUUAAUGCUGUUGGUGGUGGUACUGGUUCUGGCUUGGGCUCACUACUUUUGGAACGCCUAUCAGUAGACUAUGGAAAGAAGUCAAAACUUGGCUUCACCAUCUUUCCUUCUCCUCAGGUUUCUACUGCUGUUGUCGAACCUUACAAUAGUGUGCUUUCCACACAUUCUCUCCUUGAGCAUACAGAUGUUGCUGUCCUACUGGACAAUGAAGCUAUAUAUGAUAUCUGCAGGAAAUCAUUAGACAUUGAAAGACCAACUUAUACCAACUUGAACCGCUUAAUAUCCCAAAUUAUCUCUUCUUUGACCACUUCCUUGCGAUUUGAUGGUGCCAUUAAUGUGGAUGUUACUGAGUUUCAAACUAACCUCGUGCCAUAUCCUCGAAUCCAUUUUAUGCUCUCUUCUUAUGCCCCAGUAAUAUCAGCUGCGAAGGCUUUCCAUGAACAGCUAUCAGUUCCUGAGAUCACAAGUGCUGUGUUUGAGCCAUCAAGCAUGAUGGCCAAAUGCGACCCGAGGCAUGGGAAGUAUAUGGCUUGUUGCCUAAUGUAUCGUGGAGAUGUUGUGCCAAAGGAUGUUAAUGCUGCUGUUGCCACCAUUAAGACAAAGAGGACAGUUCAAUUUGUUGACUGGUGCCCAACUGGUUUCAAGUGCGGUAUCAACUACCAGCCACCGACAGUAGUACCUGGAGGUGAUCUUGCUAAGGUGCAGCGUGCAGUUUGUAUGAUAAGCAACAAUACAGCUGUAGCUGAGGUUUUCUCCAGAAUUGACCACAAAUUUGAUCUCAUGUAUGCCAAGCGAGCAUUUGUGCACUGGUAUGUUGGGGAAGGCAUGGAGGAAGGUGAAUUUUCAGAAGCUCGUGAAGAUCUUGCUGCUCUUGAGAAAGACUACGAGGAAGUUGGCGCUGAAGGCGCUGAAGAUGAAGAUGAAGGAGAAGAUUAUUGAAGAUGAAAUAAUCUGUUCCGAGGCAUCAGCAGCUGUAUGUCUAUCUUGUCCUAUCUUUUGUUUGUUUCUUUGUCUUGAAGAAUUUUAUCUGCGUCAUGCAGCUCUGACCCGUCUCCCCAUUGUGUUUUGGCUUUGUAUCUAAUGAUGUUUUUGGAAUAUUUUUGUAUCAUUUAAUCUUCUGAAAUGAGGCAUCCGAAUGCCAGUAAGAUCCCUCCCUCUUAUUGAA
Ricinus communis (castor bean) is the source of this 1735-nucleotide messenger RNA. Its product is annotated as tubulin alpha-5 chain. Gene Ontology annotation, cellular component: cytoplasm; microtubule. Gene Ontology annotation, molecular function: structural constituent of cytoskeleton; GTP binding. The record is from RefSeq and is a predicted model, not a curated record. NCBI's taxonomy places the organism in Eukaryota, Viridiplantae, Streptophyta, Magnoliopsida, Malpighiales, Euphorbiaceae. The transcript is spliced from 5 exons. The coding region runs from base 160 to 1509 and encodes 449 amino acids. Gene Ontology annotation, biological process: mitotic cell cycle; microtubule cytoskeleton organization.